This is a messenger RNA of Dendrobium catenatum, 940 nucleotides long. RefSeq names its product universal stress protein PHOS32. Lineage: Eukaryota; Viridiplantae; Streptophyta; Magnoliopsida; Asparagales; Orchidaceae. Bases 82 to 669 code for a protein of 195 amino acids. The transcript has 3 exons. The record is from RefSeq and is a predicted model, not a curated record.
GGUUACCAUCAUUGUCAGUAGCUCCCUUCACACACACACAGUCACACACAGAGAAAGGGAGAGAGAGAGAGAGAGAGAGAGAUGGCAGGAGAUCGGAGGAUCGGAGUGGCGCUGGACUUCUCCAAGAGUAGCAAGCUUGCACUUCAAUGGUCGAUUGACAACCUCGCCGAUAAGGGUGAUUCCCUCUUUAUCAUCCAUGUCAAAAGCCCCUCCGCCGAUGAGUCUAAAAAUUCCCUCUGGUUUCAAUCCGGAUCUCGUAAUUAUUUCCCCAAAAUUUCCACUCACGUUUUGAUUCUUUGUUCUCGUAUGAUAGAAUCAUUUCUCCUGAUUGAUCCUUCAUUGUUGAUUGCAGCUUUGAUCCCGUUGACGGAGCUGCGGCUGCCGGAGGUGGUGAGGCAAUACGAUGUCGAGCUCGACGCUGAAGUUUUGGAUUUGCUCGAUACUGCUUCUAGGCAGAAACAGGUUGCUAUUGUAAUGAAGAUUUAUUGGGGAGAUGCGAGGGAGAAGCUUUGCCUUGCUGUGGACGACCAAAGGUUGAAUUCACUUGUCAUGGGAAGCAGGGGUCUCAGUCCAUUAAAGAGGAUUUUACUUGGCAGUGUAACAAGUUAUGUAGUCUCCCACGCAGUUUGCCCAAUCACAGUCAUCAAAGAUCAAGAUUUCAAGCACUGAAUUACUCUAUUAUACAUAGAGUACUAAAUAAAGUCUCAGCUGUAAACUUAGAAUCAGCAGAAUCAGAUAUUUAUGUGUGAGUGCUGUGUAUAUAUCUUUAUGCUUUAUCUGACUGAGCUUUUACCAUUAAAUAAUUGCGUGCUUGUAUGAUGCUAGUGAAUGUGCUCCUACACGUAACAGAUGUGCUAAUACUUUGCUCUGUUAAUAACUUGCCUGUGUAAUAAACUUCAGAUCUCUACUCUUAAGGAUUAAUUUGCUGCUGCUUUACUAA